Messenger RNA from Aspergillus heteromorphus CBS 117.55, 987 nucleotides. RefSeq lists its product as uncharacterized. The record is from RefSeq and is a predicted model, not a curated record. NCBI's taxonomy places the organism in Eukaryota, Fungi, Ascomycota, Eurotiomycetes, Eurotiales, Aspergillaceae. The transcript has a single exon. The coding region runs from base 1 to 987 and encodes 328 amino acids.
AUGGAUGAAUACGAAGUGAGUACGGAGCCUAUGGACCUCGACCUGGACAUCUGGUUCUGUGAGAGCUGUAACUGGACCAUGCGAGAGAGCCAGCGCGGCGCACACAUCAAGACCGAAUCUCACAUCCAGAGACUUCAGUGGCCACCUCACCCCCAGACGCUGCAGUUGCCGUUUCGCCCCAAGUCACCUGCACCCGGAGCACUCGCGGACACCCCGUUCGAUUCCUACGAGGAUAAAUCGCGCGACGCUACCGGGUUCUUUGACUUGCCCCUCGUCCAUUUGUCGGCAAGUAACAAGUUCACCUCGCUCAAUUCGACCAAGAAUAACCCGCGUGAUCCUACCGACUUGCCCCUCAAUGAAUCAUCGGCAGAUAACGAGUCCAACACGCUCGGUGCGACUAAGGAUAACCCGCGUGACGCUAAUAAUUCUCUCGACUUGAUCCUCAUCGACUUGUCGGAUGAUGACGAGCCUACUCCUCUCUCGUCCAACUACGAAUACUCGUUCAAGGGACGACCCCGUGGUCAACAGCAUUGGACCUGCCGAGGAUGCCGCCAGGUCAUGGACAUAGUUCAGAAAAAAUAUCAUCUGUGCGACACUCCCCACUCGACAACCAUGCGCCAGAGAGCAGAGAAAUGGACCUGUGACGAAUGUGGGAUCAAUAUGAACAUGACUGACCGGGAAAGUCACCUGCGAGAUCCGAGCCACGAGGAAAACGCGGCCAAACGCAUCCACUAUCAUCCUAACGGCAAGCGUCAUAUCAAAAUCAAGGAUAUCAGCCGUGUCUACAGGCAGAGUCCGAUCCCUGUCCGACUGUACAAGAGAGUGGGGGCCUACAGGGGGAUUUGGAAAGGAGCGGCAUCUUUCGUCACCGCGGAGCAGAUCGAGAAGGUAUCGAGGGAGUUUGAAGGCGAGGAGAGGAGAGGGAGGGUGGAUGCACGGGCACUUCGCCGCGGUGAAGCCUUCAGGAACAGGAACAGGUAUUUUUAG